CAGAAACCCUCCCACCCUCGAAUUUGAAUCAAUUCGCUAAAGAAUCGAGCUCCAAUUUCAAGCGAUCGCAUUGGGAUAACCCAAUUUUGAUGAAGAAUUGCAAUCUGAUAUUAUCUAAUCUGAUAAAGCAUAAGCACGCAUGGGUCUUUAACAAGCCCGUUGAUGCCCUAGCCGAGGGGCUCCACGAUUACCACGACAUAAUCAAACUCCCGAUGGAUCUGGGUACCGUUAAAUCGAACCUCGCCAAGAACCUCUACACAUCGCCAGUAGAUUUUGCAUCUGAUGUGAGGCUAACGUUUCACAACGCCAUGACUUAUAAUCCCAAAGGGCACGACAUUUACGCCAUGGCUGAACAGCUUCUGGCUAGGUUUGAGGAGCUGUAUCAGCCUCUGAAAAAGCAAUUGGAAGAAGGGCCUGGACCCGAACGACCUUACAAAGAUUACAGGCGAGUUCUUGGGAUCAUGUGGAACCCGAGAGGCCUAAACGUGAAGAGAUUUCGUUCAGAGCAGAGAAGAAACAAGAACCCGAACGGGUUCCCGCUCCGGCGAGCUCGUCAAACCCGACUCCUCCUCCUCCUAUCCCACCUCCUUCCGUUCAAUCACCAGUCCGUACACCUUCCCCUAUGAAGGCACCUCCAGUCAAGCCUUUGAAGCAGCUGAAGUCGAAGGCAAAGGAUCCUAACAAGAGGGAGAUGAACAUGAAAGAGAAGCACAGAUUGGGAGUUGGGUUGCAGAGUUUGCCACAGGAGAAGAUGGAGCAAGUUGUUCAGAUCAUUAAGAAGAGAAAUGGGCAUUUGAAACAAGAUGGUAAUGAGAUAGAAGAGAGAGAGGGAGAGAGAGAGAGAGAUAUGGUAAGCUGGUUUUGGGGUUAGGCUGGAGAAUAGAGGUUGUGGAGGCACGCAAGAGCUAGACAAUGGUGGAGGAGGAGGCGUGGUUGUAUACUGGGGUUAGUUU
Molecule: messenger RNA, 953 nt
Organism: Cannabis sativa
Lineage: Eukaryota; Viridiplantae; Streptophyta; Magnoliopsida; Rosales; Cannabaceae
Product: transcription factor GTE3, chloroplastic-like
Exons: 1
Coding region: 90-626 (178 amino acids)
Molecular function (GO): protein binding
Source: RefSeq, a predicted model, not a curated record